Molecule: messenger RNA, 1178 nt
Organism: Arachis duranensis
Lineage: Eukaryota; Viridiplantae; Streptophyta; Magnoliopsida; Fabales; Fabaceae
Exons: 5
Coding region: 191-1159 (322 amino acids)
Biological process (GO): regulation of transcription elongation by RNA polymerase II; positive regulation of DNA-templated transcription
Cellular component (GO): super elongation complex
Molecular function (GO): transcription elongation factor activity
Source: RefSeq, a predicted model, not a curated record
AGGAUUGAAAAAAAUCCCCAAAUUUACGACACAGAACUGAACCCUAACUUUCCACAAACGGAAGUCACAACAGAGAAGAGAAAAGGCGCGCGCUUUCUCCCUCUGGCCCCGUCGGACCCAGCAUUUCGCGGCGGCGCUCUAUUCCUCUCCGCAGCACAUUUUCUGCAGGUUGCUGAAUCUGUUCUCCUCCAUGGCUAACAAAGCUAAAGAAGAGCCUAACACUGCCCCUGCUUCUGAUCGGUGGUACGACAUUGUCCUAGGCCCUUCCUUCAAAGAUGAAUCCUCUAACAAAUACUGCACUCUACGAUAUGAAUUUAAGCCAGCUUCAGUUGAUAAGAGUAAGCCGGGAUUGCUACGCAAGACCAAAGAAAAUAGGGUUUCUGUGGAAUUUCAGAACAACCAAGUAGGAAAACCCAAGGUGACAUUUGAGGGGAGUAGUGAGGAAUACAAGGAAAAUGAUGCUGUACUCUUCUUUGAUGGUCAGACACUUCGGCUGGAGCGGCUUCAUAGGGCUGUAAAGCAAUUGCGGCACCUGCGAAUGCCCGGUGAAUCUGCAGCCGCUGCAACUGCUGCAGUGCCUGCUCCAGCUGGGCCAGCUUCGGAUCCUCGGUUAUCCCCUGUUGGGAAGUCUACAAAACCAGCACCUCCUGUUAGGAACACAUUUCAGGCAGUACCAGUUGAGGUGGAACGAAUUGACAUUGGAGAACCUGAGAAUACUGGCUUCAAAGUUGGUUCUAAGAGGCCAUUCGAAUUUCCAACAGAAGUUACAGAACCACCUAGCAUUUCUGCUACCUCACCAGUUGCCAAAAAUGAUAUUGAGGAACAUCAAGAUAUAGAUAUUGAAGACCUAUUUGGUAGUGCAACACCCGAAGACGAUAAUAAGUCUGAAGAAGAGAAAGAUAAUGUUGGGUUUGACAUGAAUGUCCCGCACACCGACGAUGAGAUUGCCGAUGUGGAUGACAGCGGCGACGAGGUGGACAAAGGACCGAAUGCUGCAGAAGCUCUCCGGGCUCAGGUGAACGCAGAGGGGAGGGACAAGCAGACAUCUAGUUCUAGCAGUAGCAGUGAAAGCGGAACUAGUGAAAGUGGCACCGGUAGCGGAAGUAGUAGUAGCAGUGAUAGUGAUGGCAGUGAAGAAGACUCUGUUACCUCAAUCUGAGAUUUUUAUAACUUGGGGG